AUGGUUGGUUCGUAUCAUGAGAAGCCUGUCUUGGACACUUCUAUUUAUGAAAUCGAAUGGCAUGACGGUGAAACUGAAUCCUAUCGUGCAAACGAAGUUAUCGAAGCAAUGAUGAUGAAUGUUGACGAUGACGGUAAUAGCAUCCUCCAUGUGAAAGAAUUUAUUGAUCACAGGACGGAUGGCACACGAGUCCAUGCUGAUGAUGGUUUUGUCAUGGUAAAGAAUAAGAAAGUUCCUCCAAGAACUACAAAAGGGUGGUAUCUGUGUGCUCAAAUUCAUGGUGAUGAGACAGAAUGGAUUGAUUUGAAAACGGCAAAGGAGGCCUAUCCAAUUCAGGUGGCCAAAUAUGCUGUUGCUAACAAACUUGUAUCCGAGCCUGCUUUCUCUUGGUGGGUUCCUUAUACUCUGAAGAAGCGUGAUAGAAUUCUAAAGGCUGUGAAAAGAAGAGCCUUAACUCGCAAGACUGAGAAAUUUGGUUUAGAAUUGCCUGGUACUGGUCCGAAAGGCGUGAGACGUGCCUACGAGAUUGACGCCAACACUGGUAGCAAUCAUUGGGGAAAUGCUAUUGAAAAGGAAGUUAAAACUGUGUUGCCUGCCUUAAGAAUUUUGGGACCAGAUGAACCUGUUCCCCCUGGAUAUACUUGUAUUGACUUGAUGACUGUCUUUGAUGUCAAGAUGGACCUCACACGAAAGGCCCGGAUAUGUGCUCGAGGGGACCAAACUUGUUAG
Cylindrotheca closterium is the source of this 729-nucleotide messenger RNA. Lineage: Eukaryota; Bacillariophyta; Bacillariophyceae; Bacillariales; Bacillariaceae. The record is from the annotation of a GenBank genome assembly.